Molecule: messenger RNA, 450 nt
Organism: Sclerotinia sclerotiorum 1980 UF-70
Lineage: Eukaryota; Fungi; Ascomycota; Leotiomycetes; Helotiales; Sclerotiniaceae
Exons: 2
Coding region: 1-450 (149 amino acids)
Source: RefSeq, a predicted model, not a curated record
AUGGUAUCGACAUUAAAUGAACGCGAUAUCGUUAUAGCGAUGAAGGCAAUGGCUAAAGAUAAAAAUUUAAGCCUCUGGAAAGCUGUCAAGAUUUACAAUAUUACUCAUACGACACUUAUACGUAGAAUGAAAGAGAUCACUCCUGCCUCCGAAUAUCGUCAAAAACAGUAUAAAAUUACUAAAAUUAAAGAGGAGGUUAUUAUUCAGCAUAUAAUCGAUAUGGAUGAGCGAGGAUUUAGUCCUAAAUUCAUAAGUGUUGAAAGUAUGGCGAAUCAUAUUCUUGAAUCGAGGGGUGGAAAGCGUGUUGGAAUACAGCCAGACAAUAGAAAAUGGUCGACAGCGAUUGUAUGUGGUGAUGCGACAGGGGAGAACAUACCUCUAUAUCUCCUUGUUCAAGGACAAAUGCACCUAGCCAAUUGGUACAACGAGACGGAUAUGCCUCCCGAAUGA